Molecule: messenger RNA, 3855 nt
Organism: Mercenaria mercenaria
Lineage: Eukaryota; Metazoa; Mollusca; Bivalvia; Venerida; Veneridae
Product: potassium voltage-gated channel protein Shaw-like
Exons: 5
Coding region: 1-1818 (605 amino acids)
Biological process (GO): protein homooligomerization; potassium ion transmembrane transport
Cellular component (GO): membrane; voltage-gated potassium channel complex
Molecular function (GO): voltage-gated potassium channel activity
Source: RefSeq, a predicted model, not a curated record
AUGGUUGUACCUAUUUUACUGUACGGAGCAGAAAUUUGGGGUGUUUACAAUUUCAAAGGUGUGGAUAAUUUACAUUUGAAAUUCUGCAAAUAUUUACUAGAUGCAAAGAAGCAGACGCCAAAUAAUGCUGUGUAUGAGAUGUCAGGUAGCGAGAAUGAGGUUGCAGGAACGGAGGAGGUAAGAAAUAACAACCAUACCGUAGAAAAGAACCAGGUUAAAGAAGAUGUCGUCACUAUUAACGUCAGUGGCAUGACGUUUGAACUUGACGUGGACGAUAUCCGACGGGCACCGUCUUCUCGUCUCCAUAAAUAUGUCUUUAAUGGUAAACGGUCGAUGUGCUUUAAACGCCCAGUUCAAAGUUUUGAGGCUAUCCUGGCGUACUAUCAAACCGGUGACUUACAUAUGCCAUUGUCCGUUUGUCCCGGGGCGUUCAGGACGGAGUUGGAGUUUUGGGGACUGGACCCACAGAUUAUGACGAAGUGUUGUUACUACAGGUACCUAUCCUUUGAGGACGACCAAGAAACCCUUGAUAAAUUCCACUUACACUUGUUCCCGACGGUUGGCGUUGAAAAAGAAAAACAUAAGUUCCUGCCAGGAAUCAGGAAAAAGCUUUGGAACAUUCUUGAUUUUCAAGACAAGGCCAUGGUAACAAAGAUAUAUUUUUGGAUCUGCACGCUUAUGGUUAUACUGUCAGUUCUCACAUUAGCGCUCAGUAGUUUGCCAUAUUUCCGCAGAAACCUGACAAAAUGCGAAAUGGAAGAAGCCCUUGGAAGACCACUUCAGUCAGUAAGCUAUGAGGUACCGAAGAAUGAUUCCUGCGCUGAGCCCCUACCAGACGAAAUUUUCAAGACCAUUGUCGUCGAAUACGAACGAGUUAACGUGACUAACAGGACGGAGCUACAGGAGAACGAUAUUCUAUUAAAUGCUGAUGAAAUUCGACAAGAAGAACUUGCUAAUGCCAACAAGUCGGAUGGAUCUAAAGAUUCAAGAAGUUUCUUUGAUUUUGGUUUUGAUGGGGACGAUACCGUCUCCGAUGAAGUGCUCCUCUCACACAUUUUUGAGGCUUUGAGACCGCAGGUUGGUAUUGGUAAGAAGACUGUUCGGAUUCAAGCGAUCGUUUACCUUGACACAAUUGUCCUUGGUUUCUUCACCGCUGACUUGCUUCUGCGCAUCUUCUGCUGCCCAAGCGUUUCCGGAUACUUUCUGUCAACGAUCAACAUCAUCGACGCGCUUGUUGUUUUGUCAGCGUACGCCCACAUGACAAUAAACCUUCUGAAGAAAAAUGAAAAGUAUGAGUUUUCAAACUUCGAUAUCUUGGAAAUCUUUCAAGUUCUACGCGUUGUUCGUCUGCUACGGAUCGUUCGUGACGUCAUUGGUUUCAAGGUUUUGUCAUUUUCAAUGAAGGUCUCGCUUAAAGACCUCCUUGUCCUCUUUCUGUACUUGAUCCUCGGUGUUAUAAUUUUCGCCAACUUCAUUUUCUUUGUUGAAAGUGCCGAAGAUAUAGAAAGCGUGCCUGUUGGAUGGUGGUGGGCAAUCAGUACCCUGACAACCGUCGGUUACGGCGACGUGGUGCCACGAUCUCUAUACGGGCGUUUGAUCGGCGGAAUAUGCGCCGUGUCCGGGCUCGUAAUGAUGGCGGUGGCGAUUCCGGUGUUUGUAAACACGUUCCUUCUUGUGUACGCGUAUGCUGUACUGUACAAGAAGUCCCUGCACAAGCCCGAGGACACGCACCGGUUCAUACACCGACAGGGGAAACUAAGGAACAAAACGUCGCCCGAAACUGGGAAUGGACAUGUCAGCAAUAUAGGGCUAUACUGAAAACUUUACGCAGGGAGAAAGGUUGUUAUUAUUGUUUUGUUAACACUGAAAAUAAAUAAACUGGAUGCUAGUGGUAGAAGUGUAAAUUUGAAUGAUAGCUUGAAAAUAUAUGAUUCCUGAUGACAGCAGACUUGCACUGAAUGCAAGCCUGAAGUACUCUUGCAUAUAUAUUGGAUGAAAGCGAGUAAAUGCAUUUAUUCUAUGCCUACAUAAAUGCUGUCAAAAACAGCGCUUGUAUUUCACAAGUAAAUACGAACAGGCAGAAAAAAAACCGUAUUGUACCUUUUGUUUUGUAUAUUGACGGGCUACUUUUAUUUGAUAUGCAUGGCCUGACAGUUUUUUUAAAAAAAAAAGACGCACACAAAAACUACGCACAUCGAUAAACAAAGAAGAUAUCGUUCGAUAACAAAUCAACAAACAAAAGGCGAAGGUAUAUGAUAAAAGGGUCAUUAUAACAGUAGCUAGAUCUGGGAUUUUGUAUUCGGCAUUGUGGAUUUUGCCAGGUCGGAUCACACUUUGCGCGUGUGCGCCUCUUGUGAUCCGACCUAGCAAAAUCCACUUGAACCGAAGACAGCAUCCACUAUUAUAAUAACCCUGUUAUAUAUUGAAUGAUAAUGGUAAAAUUAUUUUAUUGGAUGAUAAUGAAUACAUAAUACUAGUAUUGGAUGAUAGUGGGAAAAUACGUGCAGUGGAUGACAGUGGGAAAAUACGUGCAGUGGAUGAUAGUGGGAAUAUCGUGACGAAUGAUAGUGGGAAAAUGCAUAUAUUGAAUGAUAGUGUGAAAAUACAAUGUACACGUCCUGAAUAAUAGUGGAAAUACACACAUAUCAAGUAAUAUUGGGAAAAUACCUAUACUGGAUAAUAGGGAAAAUACGUGUAUUGAAUGAAAUAUACAUAUAUUAAGCGAUAGUGGGAAAAUGCGUAUAUCAAAUGAUAGUUGGACGAUAAACAUAUUGGGUGAUAGUGGAAAAAUGUAUAUUGAACGAUAGUGGAAAUAUAUAUAUUUGAUGAAAGAGGGAAAUACAUGUCCUGGAUGAUAGUGUGAACAUACAUAUAUUGGAUGAUAGUGUGAAAAUACACAUAUUGGAUGGUAGUGGGGAAAUACAUAUAUUGGAUGAUAGUGUGAAAGUGCAUAUAUUGGAUGAUAGUGUGAAAAUACAUACAUAGAUAGUGUGAAAAUGCAUAUAUUGGAUGGUAGUGGGGAAAUACAUAUAUUGGAUGAUAGUGUGAAAAUACAUAUAUUAUAGUGUGAAAAUGCAUAUAUUGGAUGAUAGUGGGGAAAUACAUAUAUAGGAUGAUAGUGUGAAAAUACAUAUAUUGAUAGUGUGAAAAUACAUAUAUUGGAUGAUAGUGGGGAAAUACAUAUAUAGGAUGGUAAUGGGGAAAUACAUAUAUAGGAUGGUAAUGGGGAAAUACAUAUAUUGGAUGGUAGUGGGGAAAAUGGGGAAAUACUUAUAUUGGAUGGUAGUGGGGAAAAUGGGGAAAUACUUAUAUUGGAUGGUAGUGGGGAAAAUGGGGAAAUACUUAUAUUGGAUGGUAGUGGGGAAAUACAUAUAUUGGAUGACAGUUGGAAAGUAAAUGUAUUUGGAAAUAGGGAGGGGGAUUCAUAUACUGGAUGGUACUAGGAAAACUAUGUAUCAUUGGAUAGUUGAAAGAUUACACAGCACAAUAAACAUACAGGAAUAUUUUUAAAUGGAAAGGUCUGAAGACGCUAAAUAUGAUCACGACAGAUUAAAAAACAACAAAAAAAACAAAACAUUUUUCAAAGAAAAGCUCGACUCAACUGGCGUCAUACAAUAAAUGAUAUGUUUCACUUGAUAUAUAAACGUGAGAACAAACUUAUAUGAGCAACUUUCUGAGUAGACAAAAAACACUGUUUCAUCAGGAAUUUCAUACUAGACAACAGACAAAACUGCCUACUACUCAGACGGACAGAAGUUUUCUUACAAACAAGAUAGUGCUUUAUAUUCCCAUUGCUGGUUUGCUUUCUUAAAACAAGAUAGUGCUUUAUAUUCCCUUUGCUGGUUUGUUUACAUU